AUGUUAGGAAUGCAAAACCUAGACAGUGCGAGUAAUUUGAACCCAGCAAAUACAGAGAAUAGCCAGCCAAGUACCAGUAGCAAAAGCAUCAGUGUGAUUGAAAUCCCCCAAGCAAGCCCCGUUAAUACCAAUAAAGAAACAGUUAUCAACAGCCCAUCUGGGUCUAUACAAAGCAACCCUGAACAGAGUCAAAGUCAAUCCGAAAUAAACGACAAAGUAGGAACUGUUUCUAGCGUUACCCUCUGUGGGUUUCAGAUGGAGAAACCCAAAUUACCCAAGUUCUCUGGUGAUGUCCAUGAAAAUGUGAUUUUUCGAGCCGAUUUUAAACACGCCAUUGAGUCUAGAUAUGUUAAAAGAGACGCUAUCACCCUGUUGCGCACUUGUUUAAAGGACAAGCCACUCGAGUUGAUAAAAGGUAUUGGAUCUGAUUACGAUGCGGCAUGGGAAUACCUGGAUUCUAUAUAUGGGGACCCCCGGUUUGUGACGAACACUAUUACGCAGGACAUU
This is a messenger RNA of Paramuricea clavata, 507 nucleotides long. The record is from the annotation of a GenBank genome assembly. Lineage: Eukaryota; Metazoa; Cnidaria; Anthozoa; Malacalcyonacea; Plexauridae.